AUGACUGAUUUAAUGAAUACAUCAACUCAUUCUCAUCAUUAUCCACCUAAUCCAAAUGAAGUUGUUGGUAAUCGGCGACCAGCACGUCCAACAAGUGCUCAACAACGAUCGACAACACCAACACGUAAUCGACCACAGCAUAAUACAACUAUAAAUGGUUUAAAUACAACAGCAAAAUUAGAACAAUCAAUAAUGAAACAUGAAUUAGAUCGUACAAUGGCAUCGACACAUUCUACAAAAUUAAAUGGAAAAGGAAAAAAUCGUUUAUAUUCAACUUGGACGCCAUUACAAGAUGAUGAAACAAAUGCUCGAUUAUUUGAUGAACGAAAACAACUUGCGAAUAAAUGGGUAUGUAUCGGGUGUCCCAGGAAUAAUGAGCCUCGCAGUAUUUUUAAGAUUUCCUGUCUAUUAUCACUGUAAGUAAAGCUCUCAUUAUUAUCAAAAGAUAGCGCUUAAAAUUCUCUACAAAACCAUAGAUGACUAGGCUCAAAAAUAGUUUUAGGUAUAUUUGAAAAAAGACGAAAACUAAAGAUAUACAAAAAGCUGUAAAAUGUAAAUAACGAAUGUUCCAUAAUAAAUGGUUGCGCUUUG
Rotaria sp. Silwood2 is the source of this 591-nucleotide messenger RNA. Lineage: Eukaryota; Metazoa; Rotifera; Eurotatoria; Philodinida; Philodinidae. The record is from the annotation of a GenBank genome assembly.